AGAUGUGUGACAUGGUCAUAGUCGUGUAUGGAUUACUGUAAACAAGCAUUAGCUGGACGGGACUCCGUUUUAAAAACAUACUACACUGUAUUUGGAGUCCAGCGGAGGUAUCCUUCUUUGCCCCCGUGAGACAGGCAGGUAGUGGUGCGGCAAUAACGGCGGAGUGAUCUGCUUGGCGACAAAGAGAUGCGAUAUUGUAAAGAAAGAUCAGAGAAAUAGUAAGAGGAGCAAUGCACUAAGGUCGAUGAAAUGAACGAAGUCACGGCGUAAGGCCUUGUCCUCUGAAAGUUGAACAAAUAUAAACCAUCAAAACCCUAAGAUACAGUUGCUAUCAUUUUAAUAAAGAAUCGUCUCCACUUCGGCGGAUAAAACCCGGGAGAACCAUGGAGAGGAAAAGGUGGGAGUGCUCGGCUCUCCCCAAGGGCUGGAAAAGGGAAGAAGUGACCAGAAAGUCGGGUUUGUCUGCGGGGAAAAGCGAUGUCUAUUAUUUUAGCAGAAGCGAGGAAGAGGAGGAGGAGCAGAGGCGAGGAAGGGGGGAGGCGGGUCGUGUGUAUAGUUUGUGCCCCACUGGCAAGAAGUUCCGGAGCAAGCCCCAGCUGGCCCGUUACCUGGGUAACUCCAUGGACCUGAGCUCCUUCGACUUCCGCACGGGGAAGAUGCUGAUGAGCAAGCUGAAUAAGAACCGGCAGAGGCUACGCUACGACAACAACAACCAAAACAAGGGUAAGCCGGACCUGAACACGUCCCUGCCAGUCCGACAGACGGCGUCCAUCUUCAAACAGCCUGUCACCAAGGUUACCAAUCACCCCAACAACAAGGUGAAGACGGACCCACAGAAAGCCAUUGACCAGCCCAGACAGCUCUUCUGGGAGAAGAAGCUGAGCGGCCUGAAUGCUUUUGACAUCGCAGAGGAGCUGGUGAAGACCAUGGACCUACCCAAAGGCCUUCAAGGCGUUGGCCCUGGAUGCACAGAUAAGACCCUCCUGUCGGCCAUCGCCAGUGCCCUCCACACCAGUGCGGCCCCCAUCACCGGGCAGCUGUCGGCCGCCGUGGAGAAGAACCCCGGGGUGUGGCUCAACACCUCUCAGCCGCUCUGCAAGGCCUUCAUCGUCACCGACGAGGACAUCCGGAAGCAGGAGGAGCUGGUGUACAGUGUGCGGAAGAGGUUGGAAGAGGCCCUGAUGGCAGACAUGCUGGCCCAUGUGGAAGAAGCUUCCAGCGACGGGGACUGCAAGGAGGAAGGGAACGACAACGAUGACAUGGAGGCUGUAUAGCAGAGAACAAGAUUAGUCUCAUUGAAACAAAGGCUACGUCUUGUUUCGUGGCCUGAGGCACUGUGUGGAGCAGCCUGGAACACAGUCUUCACAUGCCUUCACCAGAACCUCACCCCGGACCCUUUUAAGAGCCCAACAAAAAAACAACAACAACAACAAACUGCCUUCCUCAUCCCCUGUUCCUUAAGUAUCCCUGGUGGACUCAGCUUUGACCCCCCUUACCCUGGCCAGGCACAGCUUGAGAACUUCUGGCUACACUGCUAAGGAAAAACGCUCGCUACAAUCCUGAAUCAAAUUGAUUAAUGAAAGAAAAACACACAUGCAAACACUCAUACACACAUUUUAACGGUGCAAAGAAAUGGGAGAGAAGUUACAGUCGGUUUGCCAAUUCAUUGUCGUUUCUUUUUUUAAUUGUGUUUUCAUACACAUCCAUUUUUAUGGACUAUGGUAGAGUGUACUGAAGAUGGAGAUUUUUAACAGUACAUAUUUCAUUACGUUGGGAAAACCUCCUUAACUUGAAUGCAAGAAAGAAAAAGGAUAAAGGAUUUAUUUCACACAUUAGAUGGCCGCAGUGUAAUUUACUGUGAGCAUAGCUUAGCAUGGUGCAAAGCAUAAUUUCUCCUAGUCCCAACAGUUUUACACUUUACACACAAGGUCGGUACCCCCCCCCCCCCCCGCCCGCAGUAGCCAUCAGACCUGAGUCAAAUACAUCUUUGUUUGAGAUACAAAUACUUAUUUGUGCUUUACUGAGCGUGUCUGGUGUAUUGGAACUGAAGUACUCUCAGAAAGUGCAGACAUAGCCCUCUGGAUCUCGUGGCAGGCUCAGUUGCACCAGGCAUACAUAAAAGUAUUUCAAUCCAAAACAAACACAUAUUUGACCCAGGUCUGGCAGCCAUAAUAUUGGAUAUGUGUGCCAUCCUUUAACAUAUGUGGGGGAUAAAGCUUUGUUAAAGUUUGAGAAGAAAUGCGGAUGGAGAUGUGCAUUGUGCCACUUAAUCCUUUAGCUGGUAUUGAUUUAUUGCAUAAAGAUUGCUUUCCUAAUAGACACUGGUACAAGUGCGUGAAUGUUGGAAAUACAUGUUUUUAUUUUUAUUCUUUUUUUUUUACUAUGCCAAUUAUAUACUGUGGUAAUCCAUUUAAAUCAGUCGUGGCAUUUUCCAGAGAAAAGCUAAUUUUGGCGGAUUGAUUUGCAGUGCCAGGAUGUUUCAGGAAGUGUUGUGUGGUUAUUGCUCUCCUUUGGAUCCUCAGUUCUUACCCAGACCUCAUCAGCUGCUACAUAACCAUGCCGCACCGUCUGUAAUUAUUCCUACGUUCCCUCGACUGCCGUGUUAUGGUCAUAACUGGGUUAUGACUUUGCUGGACAAUUGAUUUGCUUCUCAGUACAGAAUCCUAACUUAUUGUCAUGGGUACAGAACUACCCCAGUUGCGCAGUGCUGCCCCCCCCAGUAUUGCUGUAUUGCUCAGAACGCUUUGUUCAUAGAAAGGUGCUCACUGGAGUUCAUUGUUUCCAGUUCAAGGAUAUUCCUUUGUUGAUUCAUGUCCUACUUUAAGCAAACACUUUGUAUAAAUGAUUCAUGACGUUGCCAACGCUACCUACUCCACCAGCUCUCGUUCCGUAGUGCGGUAUGUUGGUAAGAGAUCGUGAUGCCACGAACUUCGUAGAAUGGCUUAUGCAAGCAUGGGAAAGUGUCACGCAAUCCCAGUAUAGAAGUGACAGUAUAGACAUGAUUAGACAACCGAUUCCUCCACUGAAUUACUGAAGCACAUCACUUCUAUUUUAACUUUUCGAUGAGAGUGAAAAUGUAAGAUAUCAUUUCUUUUGAAUACAUGUUCUACGAACUGCGUCUUGCAAAAACUAACAAUUUAUUUUUUUAAAAAGACACGAAUGUGGUGCUUUGACGAAUGUCAGGGGAUGGUAAUUACGGUAAUUAAGUAUUGCGGAGACGUAUCUUUUAAUUGCACACACAAAGAAGCUCAACCAGGAGUGCAAAUGUUCUCUGUGUGUUUCUUGAAAUUAGAGAAGUUAAAACAAGCUUGUAAUUUCAGCUCACUGUAGAGACUGUAAAACACAAGGUUUGAGUUGAACAUCAGCAAUUUACAUUUUAUAAAAUUGAAAAGUAAUUGAUUAAAAUGUCUGUGUAUA
This is a messenger RNA of Conger conger (European conger), 3417 nucleotides long. It is a transcript of the gene mbd3b, whose product is annotated as methyl-CpG binding domain protein 3b. The transcript is spliced from 9 exons. The record is from RefSeq and is a predicted model, not a curated record. Gene Ontology annotation, molecular function: DNA binding. Lineage: Eukaryota; Metazoa; Chordata; Actinopteri; Anguilliformes; Congridae. Bases 384 to 1274 code for a protein of 296 amino acids.